GGCUGGUCUGGAUCCAUGCUGGUCGCAAACGCACUAGGUUAGUUUUCUCAUGGCGCGGCUCAAAGGUCUCUGCCCAUAGACUUAAAGAUAAGACAAAACUUUUUCGCUUUAAUAGUGACGUGGAGAUAGGCACAACAACAAGGAUAACGUUUACUGGCCAAAAUGCGUGCUGUCAUCUUACUCUGUGUAAUUGUUGGAGCGACCUUGACCUCUGCGAACAUCACAGGUCAACACCCGGCGUCUGGGACAUGCCUUUGUUUGACUGGAACUAACGUACAUGCUCGAGGUUCAGCUGGACUAAGCGGGUCUAUUGUCGCUACGGUGAGCAAGCCAAGUUGCUACAAGUUCCACGGUGGAAUACUCACUAAGGACGGUUAUACUUGGUAUCAGCUGCAGAAUGUUAACGGACAUAAUGCAUGGGUAGCCGGAACGUUUCUGUCAACAUCCACAGCGUCUCAUUGCUCGGGCACAUCAUCCACUUCCGGAUCUGGAACGUGCAAUGACGCCACGGCAAAGGAUUAUGCUUGUAAACUUCUGCAUCUCGCCGAUGCUGGAACCAUCACACUGUGGAAACAGCAUCCCUCCGGUGUCCAUGACAACGCGUAUUCUUACAAUAAUAUCAGGGACGCUUGUCACGGACAUGCUGCCUCCAGAUCACAUUACGUAUGUCCGGAAUGUCGCAGCCCUGGGGCCCCAGGAGGUCAUGUUUGCCUUAGUGCGACUCUGCUGCAUUACAUAUACGCCGUUCACCAGAAACUUGGCUACAUUCAUGUUAACGAGGUAGCAGGUGCGUGCCACAGCUGCACAUCCAAGCAUUACCUGGGUCGUGCCGUGGACCUUCACAAUCCGUCAGGUCAGUCCUCCACUAUGCUCAGUCUGUGCACGAGUAUGGGAGGUUGGGGUCAGAACGAGGGAGAUCACGUGCACUGCCAGUUCACUUCAUAAAUUUUUUUAAUGUUACACACAUAACCAGGAAAAAACAUAUAAAUGUAUAUUCAAAAUAAACAAAUUCCACUGAA
Molecule: messenger RNA, 1019 nt
Organism: Mercenaria mercenaria
Lineage: Eukaryota; Metazoa; Mollusca; Bivalvia; Venerida; Veneridae
Exons: 7
Coding region: 163-945 (260 amino acids)
Source: RefSeq, a predicted model, not a curated record